Molecule: messenger RNA, 9122 nt
Organism: Stegostoma tigrinum
Lineage: Eukaryota; Metazoa; Chordata; Chondrichthyes; Orectolobiformes; Stegostomatidae
Product: forkhead box protein O1-like
Exons: 3
Coding region: 1849-3531 (560 amino acids)
Biological process (GO): regulation of transcription by RNA polymerase II
Cellular component (GO): nucleus
Molecular function (GO): RNA polymerase II cis-regulatory region sequence-specific DNA binding; DNA-binding transcription factor activity, RNA polymerase II-specific
Source: RefSeq, a predicted model, not a curated record
ACGUCAGCGCCAUCGCCGUGGCAGCUUUAGGCUGAGACUGAGAAAAUUAAGAAACGGGAAUGGCCGAGAUUGUAAUCCCACCCAACAUAGAGAAUCGUAAAGACUAAAUGUGACAACGACUGGAUCCAGUCUGCCUUCCCAGAGCGAUCAGAGAUAAAGCUGACUGAUGUCACGGCCGCGAUGCUCCUCGGGUGUCGGCAUGGAUGUAAGAUUUUUUUGCAGCGGAAGGCCGGACCGUGAGGAACGCUGGGAGAGGUAGUUCUCCGUGCGCCGACGGUCCUAUCGAGCGAUGCGACAACUACAUUGUGAGGACUACAAUACCCGCCAUGCAUUGGCGGCGUGCCGCCAUCUUCCUUACUCGUCCUUCUCACCUCCCCCGCCAUUCCCCUAUGCGUCAGGCGGUGAUGUUUACUACGCCAUGAAUACGCGUCAAAAGAAGCCAAACGGGUGAAAACACAGAAAGGUAAAAAGGGGAAAAAAAGUGCAAAAGUGAUCUUGAGGAAAUUGCAGGAUAUCCGAUCAACACUCCUGCCGUGAAGUGAAAUCGCUUCCAAUGAAGUUUGGCGGUGGUCCCGGUGGAGGCCGCUAUCGCCAAGGUGUCCGGUAAACGACGCAGAGCUUCUUUCCCCCUCCCACUCCGUCCCCCCUCCUCCCCGCAACUUGGAAGCACAGGUUUGCACAGCCUUGCAUUUUUCUCCUUUACCCGCCCUCGGCCUCAAGAUGGUCGCUCGGAGCGGAGUUGCCUUGUGGCCGGGCCGUUCAACGGGGCACCGACCAGGACCCAGCGAGUGAGGGCACUGGAAGAAGCUCCUUCUUUAGGAAAAAGCAACGCAGCUCUCCACCGACCGGCCCUGGAGACUACGCUCCAUCCAAUGGCUCCUUGAGAAACCUACACGGCAACGCAUAUUAUUGGGAGAUUUUUAUGCACGUUGAUUAUUUUUCUUUCUUCUAGUUUUGUCUCGGAACUUUUUUCUGCCCCUUUGCCACUUCUGUGAAGUGGAGGAUCUAAUGGGUUCUUAAUCCUGUAGGAACCGAAUAUAGAGCUAUCAGGGAUUCAUUUUCACUUGUUCUAUUACACUGCCUUUUUUUAACAUCAAUUGAAAGAAGAUUCUGUAUUCCACUCGAGAAGGGACUGCAAACGCACCAUUUUGGAGGUACUUUUAUAUACAAGAGGAGAUCGACCCUUUUUGGGAAUUUCACCGAGUUUCUGAAUUCCGGCGGAGCUUGGCGAAGUUACUGGCUGCUAUAAGCAUUUUCUGUGUAUUAACAUAUUAUCGAAGAUCGCCAUGACAGGCUGAUGCAUCCGAUAAAAGAUAAUUUCAUGAACUUCGCUUUCAAAACUUAAACCUGAUUCUGCUGGCAUGUUGAGAUCUUGUAGUAUUUUUUGGUUUAUAAUAAGCAAGCCGGAUUUUCCAUCAUAGAAAAUGCCAAAGUAUUAAAUAGUAUCUGUGUUUUGAAUACAGAGCAUGUGUAAGUACUGGAAACCUAUUACAGUGUAUGCCAGUUUUGUUCCUGUCGAUUGGAAUUAUGUUGUUUUAAAUACUGGGAACUGAAACGGGCCAUAGUUUGAAGUCAAAGUUGUAACUGGUGAAAAGUGCCAGCAUACUUGCUUGUGUGCUUGUUAUAACCUUAUUGGACUUUGUGAAUAACUGGGAGAAUACCUGGAUGUUUUUUUCCCUUCAAUAAAGGUGCAAAUUUUUUAAAAUUUAAGAUGUGGAACAUUUGAAUGAAAUGAAAAUUGCAUGCAUUUUAGAGGAUUUUUGCCAUGGCCUUUUUAUUUAAGAAAAAGUAAUAGCCAUCGUGUCUGAAUCUAAGUUUUGUUUUAUAUUGUACAACAUCUUAUCAAUUAUGGCUGAAGAAACACCACCAGCUGAAAUUGAUCCAGAUUUUGAACCGCAGAGCCGGCCCAGAUCCUGCACCUGGCCUUUGCCGAGGCCAGAUCUGACAACUGUCAAACAGGAAGACUCUGCCUCAGGAACCCCCACUGAAGAAGAAAAGCAGGAUGUUUCUGAUUCUAGUGCUGUAAAAUCGGAGAGUGAGACUGGUCUGAAUGCAGAGGUCUGUACCCAAGUUGGUGCAGCAAAUGCUCAGCGGAAGAGUUCUUCUAGAAGGAAUGCCUGGGGUCAUCAAUCUUAUGCAGACCUCAUCACUAAAGCAAUUGAGAGCUCUCCUGAGAAGAGGUUGACACUGUCUCAGAUCUAUGACUGGAUGGUCAAAUCUGUGCCUUACUUCAAGGACAAAGGAGAUAGCAACAGUUCAGCUGGAUGGAAGAAUUCCAUUCGACACAAUCUUUCUCUGCACAGUAAAUUCAUCCGGGUCCACAAUGAAGCUACAGGGAAAAGUUCUUGGUGGAUACUUAAUCCUGAAGGUGGGAAAAGUGGGAAGUCACCAAGGAGACGAGCAGCAUCAAUGGAUAAUAACAGUAAACUUGUAAAGAGUAAAGGAAGAGCAGCUCGGAAAAAGGCCACCCUCCAAGCAACCCAAGAGGGUUGUGGUGAUAGUCCUGGUUCACAAGUUUCAAAAUGGCCUGGAAGUCCCUCUUCUCGUAACAAUGACGAUUCUGAGGCUUGGACUAGCUUUAGGCCAAGAACAAGCUCAAAUGCAAGUACAUUAAGUACAGGGCGUCUGUCCCCAAUAAUGCCAGAACAAGAGGAUCUGGAAGAUGAUCUCCAUUCUGGACUGGCUUAUACUAGCACUGCAAGCAAGUUACCUUCAACCCUAACUGAAAAUAUAAUUGAAGAGCUUGAACUCAUUGACAGUUUGAAUCUCAUGUCCCCGUCAUCGACACUGUUGCCAACCCAGCAGUCAUUAUCCACCGGCUUGAUACAGCAGGGUUCAACCUACACAUUUAGGCAACAAACCUCAGCCACUGGAUCGCAGGCUUCUACCUAUGGGAACUCUUUCUUUGAUCCCUCUGACCUGACAUCUGUACAGAGCCACUUUAGUGUACCUGCAACACUUGAAGCGCUCUUAACUUCAGAUUCACCCACUCAUACCGAUGUGAUGAUGAGUCAAGUUGACCCUGUUAUGCCACAGACAGGUGGUCGACUAAACAAUGAAAAUCUGAUGUUGUUUAAUGUCGAAUCACUCAGCAGUCCAUCAGCAGAGUCAAAGGUUAAUCAGGCUAGCCAACGAGGAAAAUCUGCAGGUCUAUCUGCUACAUCUAUUGAUGCUAAUGCUUUACCUCACACACUGAGUAUGAUGGGACCUCCGCCCGAUGCCAGCCAAAUGCCUACUUUGAAAGCCCAGCUCCAGACACCAGUAAAUCAGACCCUGCAACUUGGCUUACCAUCUACUCAUAACUCAAACAGCAGCAGUACUUCUUCAGGGAUGAAUAUGAAUUCUGAAAAUUUUCCACGAGAUUUGGAUUUGGAUAUGUUCAUGGAAAGCCUUGACUGUGAUGUGGAUUAUAUCAUUGACAAUGACCUCAUGGAUGAUGAAGGGCUUGAUUUCAACUUGGAGCCUAUUGCCACUAACCCAUCCUAUCCUAGCACCUCACAGUCGUCCUCUCGUAGCUGGGUGCCAAGUUAACUUCUAACAAAUGCAAGACCUAAAGCAGGUUUAUUAUUCGUCAGCCAAGUUCAUCACCUCCUUUCACAAAGUGAUGGUUUGUUUUGACGUGAUCCAGGAGUUGAGUAUCUAUUCCAGUUUCACAUGUUAAGCCGUAUGUGAUGUGUUCAUCGAAGAAGGCAUUUUCUCCCUGGCAUGCAUUCCAAUUUCCAGACUACCUGAAACAGGCUCUUUAAGAAAAAAGUCUUUGAGAGAUUUUUGGAAUGCUGUUGUGCCAAUGCUGCCCAUUUGGAAACGACUAGUUUUGUUGCAUUACAGAAAGCUUCUCAGAUGAAUUUGUACAUGCUGAUGGGAGUGUUUUUUAUUUUGGUCAUGUUCCCUGUGCUGCCCUAUGAGUUCUCUCAGUAUAGUAAUUUGGAUCAUGGAAAUGGAACUGCAGAUAUACAAAAUUGUAACAGUUGAUUGAUGUGAUAUCCUCAUUUUUUAAAUACAGGACAUGUUUUAAAAGAACUUAUAGUAAUAUGUAGCAAAGUUCCCCUUUGGACUUUUGUUGAAACACUACAUGGAAAGAAGUCAAACAACCUGAAUUUUCAAGAGAAGAACUCAAACCACAUCCAAUUGAGAUAUAAGAUUAUGGGAAUAAGACAGACUAAUUGAUAUCAAGCUGUAGUAUUGGACAGGUUACAAAUGAAGUGAAAAACCACAUCGAACUGGUGAGCCUGCGGCCUGAGGAUUAUCCCCUUCUUCUCCCAUCACUUUGGUUUGUGCUCAGCAGAUGCUUUGUGCCCAUCUGAGAUUGAAAAAAGGCAGAACUGUUUAUAAAUAAUAAUGGAAGAAGAGGUGAGGUGGAAUGUGCAAUAUAUUUCAAUGAGGCAGAGAUAGUCUAUCCAGUCUUUGCCCACAUUGUCAAGACAUCAAUCCAAACUAGACCAAGCAGUCAUACCCCAAUUUAUACAAUGACAUAAUUUUUUAAAACCUCCAACAAAACUUAAAUCACACUAUCUUUGUACCUAAUUUUAUUUUGCAUUAUAUGGGUUGCUUAUGAUUUUAUCAUGUGAAACAUUUCAUGUUAUUUCCGCUGUCCACUCAAUUUUAGCAGAUUGAACUUGAAGUUAAUGUAUUCAGCAAAUUUGGACAUUUUGAGAGACAGCUUGGUUGGUUUUAUGGCGAAGAUUGGGGGAAUGUGCCAUGUCACGAACAAAGAAUGCUGGAGAAGCUCAUCAGGUCUGGCAGCUUCUUUCAGAACUGUUCUGAAGAAGAGUGAUACUUGGUUUGAAAUGUUAACUCUGUUUCUCUCUCCACAGAUGCUGACUGACCUAUUGAAUUUCUCCAGUAUUUUCUCUUUAUUUCAGAUUUCCAGCAUCUGCAGUAUUUUGCUUUUAUUAGAUGUUGUGUCACUUGGAAGACGCUGGCAUGUCGAUUUGAUACUACCUAAUUUGGGAGAAAUGCUGGGAAAAACUCUCAGAUUUGGAAAUGUUUCAUUCAAAUAUAGAGUUCUAUUUGUAAAUAUUACAUAAAUAUAACAAAUCCCCUGUCCACGUUGUAAAAUGACUUCCUCAUGGGUCAUGGCUUGAGUAAAUAAUUCAGUCUGAUGCCAGUGUAAUACAGAGGAAAUUCUGCACUCUUGAGGUGUAGUCUUUUGGGUGAGACAUUAAACUAAGGCCCCAUCUGUCCUCUAGAUAGAUGUAAAAAAAAAUUCCAAAGCACUGUGUGAAGACGACCCAGGGCAUUCUUCUGAUGACUUGACCAAUAUUUAUCCUUUACACAAUAUCACUAAAACCAGAUUAUUUCAUUGUGUUUCUCAUUGUUUGUUGAUCUUGAGGAAUGCAAAUUGGCUGCUACAUCUCCCUACAUUUACGGUAGUCAGUGUCAGGUCCCUUGUGAGAAGAUGGAAGUGUUGCUGUCUAUGAGACGGAAAACCUGGAUUCAACUCAUUACACAUCUGAACAGGUUGAUUUAGAGACAAAAAUCUGCAAUAAUGAAUACACAUCAAAGCAACUUCAUUUAACUAUAAAACUCUUUGAAAUGGCCUGAGGUUGUGAAGGUGCUGUCCUUUAGUUCACACGUUCAUAAAUAGUUGGAGAAAAGCUCAUGUGCCACACUAACACCAAUAAUUGUGAAGGAGGAAGUACAAAUAUUUGUUUGAGGUAACUGUUCUAAAAUGAACAAAUGAUUUUGUUCAUGAAGUAAUUACCUGAACUAUAACAGCUACAUCUCCAUCAUGCUAACUAGAAGAAAGUUGCAAAAAACAAGAGAUUCAAGAUUGAUUGUAGUCAUUGUCUGCAGUUGACUUCAUAAAGUGCAUGAGUGAGAUUCAAGCAGUUUAUGCUUUGCUGACUCUGUAUUGAAAUAGACCACUACUUUGAAGGCCCUCCUAAGCCUGUCUAAUAGUUUUGAAAUAAUGUACACUCUGAAGUUUAUGAGAAUGAUUUUAUUCUCUUUUGGGUUGAAUUUCUGAACAGAUGUUCUUAGUACAGUUGCACAAAGCCAGUGCACUCCUCCUCAUUGCGUGAUAAUGUUCACACUGAAGGAUUAAGAAUUGUGACCUAAUCACUGCAUGUCGCAUCAAGAAAUCUUUAUUAAUGACUGGUAAUUUUAAUACUGUGGCCAUAUAUGUUGAUAUGGUACAUGCCUGUGUUCAGAUGACCUCAAAUGCUCUUGAUCUUUUGAAUCCUGGAUUGUAUUCAUUGCUUCUUUGAAACACACUCCUUUUUGUUAACAUGCUUUUGUUAAAUGCAAAAAUCAAAUACAGUAUAUAUCAAAAAUGAAAUUAUGAAACUGAAUUGAGCAACGAUGAAAUUGCAUUGUGAGUCAAACCAAAGUUGUAUGAUUUAUUUGACUGUUCGUUCUGGUAGAUCCCAUUUAUUAGAGGUAUUAGCUAGAGUGCAAGUGCCACAAUGGCACUUGGAAGAAAGGAUAACCGUGUUUUAACAAAUUUUAAAAAAAACUCCUGGUUUGACUUCUCACCAGCCAAACUCUUGGAAUGAAGUCUGCCUCUUGCCUGUAAGGUUGCUUUAGGAAUUACUUUGUAGCUCCUAUUCAGGGUGAAAUUUCAGCCCAAAAUAUCCCUCCAAUUUAGCACUAAAUUCUGAAGCUCACUCAGCCCAUGGAGGUCUGGUGUGAGAAAUAAGGAAGAAAAUCAUUCUUGUCGGCGGGAUGUUCUUUUGAACAUUAGGCACUUCUAAGUUUUAGGCUUUACUCUAAACCCCAACUUAAAAUGUUUGGUUGUGAUAUUGUGUAUUCUAAAUGACAAUUCUUAUUGUCAGUGCUAAUGUCCUUUAGUGAUUAUCAAAAAGAACCUUACAGAAUUUCUAAAAACAGUUCCUCCCCCAUCCCCCUCCUUUCUUUACAAAACUACUCAAUCAAAGUAAAUUUACUUUGAAGUAAAUUGGUAACCCCCCUGACUUAUUUUGAAUGAAGUCCUGUGGCAAGCCAGUUACCAGCUUUGGAAAUAAUACAUACCCCCCCCCCCCCCAGUGGAAAUUACCAGCAACAAUGGUAAUAGCUUUCUGUUUGAUAGUCAUUGUGGCAUUCCAGCCUCAAUUGACAGAUUUUUCUUUUCUGGAACAGCUUUGUGCUGCAGGCACUACCAGGUGUGAUGGGUUUGUGAUAAUUUUCAUUAUGCAGAAAACAGACUCAGAAUUAUUCAGUGGAUGCUAUCAUGAUUAAUUCCCAAUUCUGCUUGCCUCAGCCACUCCAGUAUCUGUCCUAAAACCAUUUUGUGUAUAUUUAUAUGCAACUAUUCAGUCGGGGAUGAGAGACAGUUAACGUGCCAUAAAAAACACUAAUACUAGUUGCUGGGAGCAAAUAUUUUUGAAGCCUCUGCUCUUGUACUCAUUGAAAAUCUGCCUUUACCUCUCAGGGUGAUUCUGAAUAUAUGCUAAUGUCAAAAUGCACAAGGCAAGUGUGUUUUGUUUUUACUAUUUAGAUUGAUUAUAUAUGACUUGCAAAAGAGGCAUUAUGCCAGAUUCAUUUGUUUACGCAAAUCAAGUUAAUUUUCAGAUUGCAUCUUUUUAAAAAAAAACACAAUGACAGUACUUUAUUUUACCCUUGGUUUAAGUUAGCUUCAGAUUUUGCUUGUAAAUAAAGUUGUACUGCAUCUAAUAAUAGCUGUUUCAUAGCUUCAGUGUGUAUUUUCCAAGUACCUUUUAAAGUUUUAAACCUUAACUGAAACAAUUUUAAUGUGUUCUGUGGGAAAGAUCUAUAGAUCUUUCUGGCUUUGUCUUUGAGUUAAUUGUGCAGGUUAACAAAACUAGGCUUAGUCUCUCCCCCCCAAACACCCCUAACUUGAGUGUCCAUGCAGGUGUAAAAGGGUACAGAUUUUCUUAUUUUUGGAAAGAAGAGCUUAUUUGGUACUCUGCCCAUUGCUGCAGAAUUUGGGUUUAUUCCCACAAUUUCGUUUUGCUGUUAAUCUGGAGAUUUCUCCAUUUUUAGAGGCCAGAAAUAACAUUGGAGGUUGUGGACAUCUACAUUGCUUUUGCAAAUCUCUUGCUAUUACACCUUUUGAUGGAUGCUUGGAAGCAAGUUGUACCUGCUUUCCUUCAGCUAUAGAAGGUACAUCAAGCCAAAGGGCAGAACGAAGAGAAGCUGAAAGGAGAUCAAAAUUAUAUUUUUCAAAGGGGAGUUGGGAAUCUACAUACAGCAUGUAGGUAGUUCUAUCACUGGUGCUAUCCUGAACCUUCAAGAGCCUCUUUUAGUUAUUUUAAAACAGCAAUCAGAUCAUUGCUGCAUAAUCUUAUAUCUUAUAGAGACACAGUUGUGUAGAUAUGCGUUAUUGGUGAUCUCUUGUCCCCUUAUUUUAUUUUGUAAAUAAAAUGUUAGUGGGACUGUCUUGCAUAGAAAGUUACCUCUGAGUAUGGAAGAAAGAGUCCUCCAAAGAGAGUUCACGCAGCUAACCAUAUUUUCCACUUUGGUGUGGUAUAAACUGCAAGCCUCUUGGCUUUCGAGCCAGCUGAUGACAAUGCAAGGAUAUGAGAGGGCGAAAGGGAAGAAAUUGAAAGGGUAGCCAUGUUUUCAAUUUGUUAGAAUGUGUUUUUAUAAUCUGUUCAGUAAAGUGCUUGAUUUUUCAAGAUAAAGUGUAUCUUUACAUUAACAUUUUCCUUUACUUGUUAAAUUGUUGAAUAACCAGCAAGUUCCAUGAGUUCUGCCUUUUACCCAUAUAUUGAUUGAUGGUGUUUGCAGACUUCUAUAUGAAAUGCUUAAGUGCAUUAUCUCUAUAGAUAUUUUAAAAAAAUAUGCAUUUUUAAGAGUAUUCCAUACCUAUAAAACUUACAUGCAAUUGUUCCAUGUGGUACUAUUUUUGGUACACAGGGUUUGUAACAUUAAAGUAUAUUUUAUGCAAGUGUGAUAUGUUGAUAUAUUUUGAGAUGUCAUCUGUAAGAAAUAUUUCUCAUUUCAUAAAGAAGGCCACUUCACAAACUUUGUGGUUUUGUUUCUAAAUGUAUCACCACGCAAUGGUUGUUACUCACCUCAGCUGUUCUGGGGUCCUGUUGGUAAGACUUACCAUUUGGACUUUUAUUUAUCUCUCUCUUUCCUUGUUUUGCUUCUUCAUCAAAUCUCCUCCUUUUGCUUCACAAAUAUUGUUUCAAGAAUAAAAUCAAAACUACAGAUCA